Molecule: messenger RNA, 266 nt
Organism: Myotis davidii
Lineage: Eukaryota; Metazoa; Chordata; Mammalia; Chiroptera; Vespertilionidae
Gene: CUNH12orf73
Product: chromosome unknown open reading frame, human C12orf73
Exons: 2
Biological process (GO): mitochondrial respiratory chain complex III assembly
Cellular component (GO): mitochondrion
Source: RefSeq, a predicted model, not a curated record
GCGGGCGUGCCCUGGACCACCUACCUGAAGAUGUUCACCGCCAGCCUCCUGGCCAUGUUCGCGGGGUCCCAAGUGGUGCACAGGUACUACCUGCCGGACCUGACAAUACCUGAAAUCCCACCAAAGCCUGGAGAACUCAAAACGGAGCUUUUGGGACUGAAAGAGAGGCAACACAACCCUCAAACUUCUCAGCAGUAGAAACCUCAAAAUACAACUCUGCCAAGAACUCUGUGAAUAAUGUCUUAAAUAUAUAUUUUUAAAAUUGA